CGAAUCGCGCAAGUCCCCCCACUUUCCUCCCUUUCCGAGUCGAAUGAGCACGCGUUACCAACGAGAGUGAGAAAAUCGGCUCUUUUAGUCUCCUCUUUAUCCCUCCCCUGCGCGAUCGCCCCUUUAACCCCCACGAUAAUCCCCUCCUUUAGGAUCAUUUGUCCUCCACAUUUUCCCUCUCCAAGGAUCGUCAGUGUGCCAUUGGUUUGUCGUUUAAUAGAUCCGCUGGCCUGUCUCUGCAGAUUCAAUUUGGUGCCAGCAAACGUGACAGAUCAGUGAUAGGAAGGAAGAGAUCAAACUACCAUCGGACAGCCGAUUUUUCUUUCGAAGGGAGGAUAGACAAGCGUUUCCGUAAAUGAAAGGAUCUUCGACAACACUUUUCACCGAGAGCUUUCGAUUUCACAUGCAGAAUGCCCGCGAUAUUCGUUUAACUAAUCGAGAUUCGUGAGAGAUUUGGUCGAUGAAAGAAGAUAUCGCGGGAAUUUUUUCACGGAGGACGGAUUCUGAUUGAAGUUUCUCUGAUGGAUCGAUCCAGGAGAUACGCGUAGUAGAGGAAACGCCGAUCUUUCGUGUUUUCGAUCGACGAUUAGAAUCUUGGAGGUGGAAUCGGAAACUGGAAAAUCAGAAGGUGCAAACAUGGAAGAGGUGGACGUUCAGCUUGAGUCGAGAGACCAAGUGGGCAAAAUGCUCUUCUCUCCUCCACCGAUGAAAAAGUCCGACACGAGAGACAGUAUUUCCUCCGUGGACAGUGACGUGAGCCUUUCCUUCGAUCGUAGAGGUUCCAAGGGAGAAGAGGCUGAUUUGUCGGACAGUGGAAGUUCCGAUAACGAGAGGAAGGAGAACGACGGGGUGGAGCAACAAAAGAAUUCUGAUCCAGAUUCGGGUGCAGACUCGUUGGAGGAGAGCGUUGUUAAAGAUUCGAAAACUCAGAAUCAGGGAACGCUGACUGAAGUAAGUACGGCUAAUCAAGGGGACGAUUUUGUCCCGCCGAACGACGAAUUGGCUGAGAAAAUAUGCGCCCAGGUGGAGUUCUACUUCUCCGACGAGAAUAUCGUGAAAGAUGCAUUCUUGUUGAAACACGUGAAGAGGAAUAAAGAGGGAUACGUGUCUCUGAAGCUAAUCUCAAGUUUCAAACGAGUGAAACAUUUGAGCAGAGAUUGGAGAGUGGUCGGGUCUGCUUUGGCGAAAUCGAAAAAGCUUCAAGUGAAUCCGCUGGGUACCAAGUUACGCAGAGUCGAUUCUUUACCGCCUUUCGAUCAGACUACCCCUUCGAGAACGAUUCUAGCCGCGAGACUUCCGGUAGAGAAGCUAUCGGUCGAGUCUGUAGCUGAGAUCUUCAGGCCGUGUGGAGAGAUUGCUCUGAUUAGAGUACUUCGACCUGGGCAUCCUGCACCAGCUGAGGUGCGACAGGCAAUCGCUAAAAGGCCAGAAUUGGCAUCGAGCGAGGAGUGCGCCAUGGUCGAGUUCACGGAUUCAGCGUCCGCUCGUACCGCCUUACAAAUAACCUUGGGUGAUGCCAAGGUGUUCGAGUUGCAACAAUCCAGCGACAAGAAGAGGAAACAACAGCCAGCAAAGAAAAGUGCCCUGACAAGAUUGGCCAAAGAGGAAGCUUACAAUUCCUCGAGUUGCGCCAGCGGAUCUGAGGCCGAAGAUGGAAGAGUCAAGCAUAAGAAACCUAUUCACGGUUACCCAAUAUAUCACGCUUAUCCGGGCCAUCCGCUUCAAGGACCCCCAUCACCAGAUGCGUGGUUAUCUCGUCGACUAUCCGCCUGUUCGGUAUCAGGUUCAGAAAAUAGUUUCAUUCUCCGCCGCUUGUCUUCCUGUUCCAGUUCAGGCUCCGGUUCAGAGACCGGAAGUUUCGGCAGACGUUAUUCCGCUUGUUCUUCCAGCUCCGAGACCGGUUACUGUCACCCAGUUUUUCCGACAAAUUAUUACUACCAAGAGAAUCGACGUUUCUCCUGCUGCUCGAGUUCCGGUUCCGAGUGCCAAGGUCCUUGUUAUCACUCUAGUCGUCGCGGAUCUGCAGAUUACGGGCCAUUUUUGAGAAGAUUGUCCGCCUGCAGCCGAGACUCUGGCUUCGAUGCAGGAACUAGAAGGCUGUCUCUAUGUUCCUCCGGUUCCGAACAGGGUACCUAUUGCCGACCAAGAAGCAACAGUGGCAUCACAUUGACGCAUCUCCCUGAAAACGUGAUGAGAAUGCCGUCUGGACCGGAUGGAACACGUGGAUUUGGCCGACCUAAAAUAAACAUUAUGUCGCCAGCCAUGGAGCCCACCUGUUAG
Molecule: messenger RNA, 2280 nt
Organism: Habropoda laboriosa
Lineage: Eukaryota; Metazoa; Arthropoda; Insecta; Hymenoptera; Apidae
Gene: Achl
Product: la-related protein 6
Exons: 3
Coding region: 637-2280 (547 amino acids)
Biological process (GO): RNA processing
Cellular component (GO): nucleus
Molecular function (GO): mRNA binding
Source: RefSeq, a predicted model, not a curated record